AAAAAUCCCUAAAUCUCUCUUCCCUUUCUCACGGCAAACCUAAUCCCUAAUUCUCAGUCAAUCGCCGACCACCGCUCCUCCUCUAAGCACCGACCAGGCGACUAAUGUUUAAUUCCUUCGCUCUACCCUCACCAGCCUUUGCUUCUCCGCUACACGCUAACUGGCCUCCGCUCCAUCAUCACCGACCAUGAAGAAUCAAUCGGAGUUGCGCUUCCCCUUCUACCCAUUUCUCUUUCAUCUUUCUUCUAUGUAUUUUUGGCAAAUUGGUCUCCAAAGUAGUUUUUGUUGGCUAGAAUUACUAUUUAGUUGCGGUCUCUUGUCCAAUAGCAAAUAAUUAUGCAUUUCUAGACUACUCCAAUGCAUAGUUAUUUGUUAAAUUAAAUUCAAAUUUUAUUCUCGCAAAUAAUUAGUAAUUUUUAAUUGAAUUUUCUGGGUAUUGUCGAUUUUUGGGUCUUGUUAACUUAUUAUUUGUUAAAUUGUACAAUCUUUAAUUAAAAAUUGCAAAUCUACCGAAAUUAAGCUAAAAAAAUUCUGUUUAUGGAUUGGAUUCGGUUUCUAUAUUAAUAAUUCGGUUCGGUUUGGAUUGGACUGAAUCCGUAUUCGAUUUGAAUUUGGAUUAAAAAAUCAAAGACCGAAUUUUUUCGAUUGGAUUCAGUUUGGACCAUAAUCCAAACCGAAAAUCAAACUUUCACCCCUAAAUAAAACAAAAAAUAAUACACGUAGGCAUUUCGUGUUGAAAUUACAAGUUCAGUGGAUCCUUCUUGUUAUUAUGAGUAAAUAAAAUUAAAAAAAAAAAAAUUAAAUUGAAAAGCAGAAAAAGCUAACCGCUUGAAAAUAAAAGAAAGAUCACAAGGGAAAGAUAGAUCAAAGACAGAACGAGACAUUUGAGUAAGAAGAAAUAUUCAAUCUCAAGAUGAAAGAGGAUUACGAGACUGAAGAGAGAAAACAAGCUGCUGCAGAUGUUUUGUUCAAUUACUCCAAAUUUGUGGCGGCCUGUAUUGGUAAUCGUGUUCGUCCCGGUGAUUUGAGAAUGCAUCUUAUGAAGGAGAUAUCUGGAAUACCAACAUCUCUGAAGCGGGAGUCAUUUCCAGUAACAGCUUCUCCUGAUGCAAUGGGGGAAUCAUCAAGUUCUGGUACAGCUAGACUCGAUAAAUCAGAUAGCUUUCGUGCGCUAUAAAUCAUGGGGCUGAAAGAUAUGGACCUAUACGUGCACUAGGAACUGGUCAUUGGUACAUGCUAUCUUUUGGUUUUGAUUUCUUAGAGAAGACGGGGAUAUGUUUACAUUUGAUAUGAUUGUAUCUCUGUCACAGGGCAGAAACAUUAUACUAGUAUUAUAGUUGUGAUCUAUGUGAAGUUUUUGUUGUUCUUGUACAUGUCUACUAUGAGGCUCGUGAAUGUUGUGUCCAAAUCUUGAAACUCUAGCUUUACAGAACUCGGGACAAAAUACGUAAUUAGUAAAUGUACUUUUUUUUACCACCAAAUCAAGUAUUUUGUGAAAUUUCAUCCCUCUGAA
Chenopodium quinoa (quinoa) is the source of this 1513-nucleotide messenger RNA. RefSeq lists its product as uncharacterized. NCBI's taxonomy places the organism in Eukaryota, Viridiplantae, Streptophyta, Magnoliopsida, Caryophyllales, Amaranthaceae. The record is from RefSeq and is a predicted model, not a curated record. The transcript has 3 exons. Bases 914 to 1177 code for a protein of 87 amino acids.